This is a messenger RNA of Medicago truncatula (barrel medic), 1737 nucleotides long. Its product is annotated as histone-lysine N-methyltransferase family member SUVH9. Gene Ontology annotation, molecular function: protein binding; histone methyltransferase activity; double-stranded DNA binding. NCBI's taxonomy places the organism in Eukaryota, Viridiplantae, Streptophyta, Magnoliopsida, Fabales, Fabaceae. The transcript has a single exon. Bases 1 to 1737 code for a protein of 578 amino acids. The record is from RefSeq and is a predicted model, not a curated record. Gene Ontology annotation, cellular component: nucleus.
AUGUAUUCUCCAAAUCUAAACCCUUCCAUAUCACGCACCAUCGUUCCAGCUCCCAACGAGCCGCAAAAUUACUACAACAACCCUUUGGCGGGAGAAGCUUCAUCAUCAAAAUCGAAGCAAAAUCUUAAAGAUGAGAACAAGGAGCUUGUUAGCACUGCGAUGGAUGGGGAUCACCGUCAAUGUCGCGAGACGGUCCGAAGAACAAGAUUGAUUUUGAAUUCGAUUCCCAAAUCGGGACUGCCUGAAGAAGAGAAUAAUCGUAAGGUCAUGAAAGUUUUGAAAGCAUUGAUGAACAAGUUGAAAGAAGUGAAUAAUAGUAGGAUCAGAAAUGAUUUGACAGCUGCUACUUCGAUGAACGAUCAUCGUUUGUGUCUAUAUCAUGAUAAGAAAAUCAUUGGUCCAGUUCCUGGUGUUUGUAUUGGUGAUGUUUUUCUCUAUAGAACUGAAAUGUGUGUGAUUGGUUUACACGGUCAACCACAAGCUGGGAUUGAUUAUUCACAUCCUAGUAUGAGUACUAAUGGGAAACCCGUUGCUACUAGUGUGAUUGUGCCUUGUGGAUCUGAUGAUGUUGAUCAAGAUGACUUUGUUAUCAAUUCUGGCCAAGGUGAUAAGAAGGAUCAAAAGUUGCAAGGAGGCAAUCUUGCUAUGGUGACAAAUAUGCAAUAUGAGAUUGAUGUUAGGGUUAUUCGAGGUGUUGAGUAUGAUGGUGUUCCUGCUACUACUAGUAAGGUUUUUGUUUAUGAUGGCUUGUAUAAGAUAACUAAAUAUUGGUGGGAAAAUGGUGAAUCUGGUUUUCGUGUUUAUAAGUUUUUGUUAUCAAGGGUUAAAGGUCAACCUAAGAUCGGUAGUAUGAUCCUUGAGGAAGCUCGUAUGCUUAAGAUAGGUCAAUUAUGUUCUAAUUCUAUGUAUGUUAUUUCUCAUGAUAUUUCCAAUGGGAAGGAGAAUAUUGGUGUGAGUUUAUAUAAUGACAUUGAUAAUGAUCAAUAUCCUAUGCAAUUCGAGUAUCUCCCGAAGGCUGCUUUUCCGCAAUUCGUGUUGCCUCAGAGCAUGACAACAAGGGAGUCGAGGAGGGCGAAAGAGUGUUCUGAAUCCGUUGAUGGAUGCAUUUCAUCAAUCAAGAAUGGCAACACUUUUCCUUAUAGUAAAAGUGGGAUUCUUCUGAAAGGGAGGUCAUUAAUUUAUGAAUGCGGUCCUUUUUGUAGUUGUCCUUUGUAUUGUAGAAACCGUGUGACACAAAAAGGUCUUGAACAUAGGUUAGAAGUGUUUAGAUCUAAUGAAACUAGUUGGGGAGUUAGGUCUUUGGACCUUAUCCUAGCUGGAGAAUUUAUAUGCGAGUUCACUGGACUUGUUUUAACUAGGCAGCAAGUGGAAAUUUUAACCAUGGAUGGUGAACAUAACUCAUUGAUGAUAGAUCCAAGUCGAUUUUUCAAUAGUCGCACUCAAGAAUGGGGUGAUUUAUCGAGGAUAGAUGCUAAUCAUGUGCCUCCCUCAUAUCCUCCUUUAGAUUUUGCAUUGGAUAUAUCAAUGAUGAGAAAUGUUGCCAGCUAUAUCAGUCAUAGCCCAACUCCUAAUGUGUUUGUUCAAUUAGUUCUCUUUGAUCACGAUAAUUGGAGGUUUCCCCAUCUUAUGGUAUUUGCAAUGGAGAACAUCCUUCCAAUGGGAGAGCUUAGUCUUGAUCAUGGAAAAGAUGCUGGUUUGGAUGAGAAAUUGACCGGAAAGCUCGCGAUAUGUAAUUGA